Molecule: messenger RNA, 2933 nt
Organism: Meriones unguiculatus (Mongolian gerbil)
Lineage: Eukaryota; Metazoa; Chordata; Mammalia; Rodentia; Muridae
Gene: Lmbrd1
Product: LMBR1 domain containing 1
Exons: 16
Coding region: 437-2050 (537 amino acids)
Biological process (GO): protein localization to vacuole
Cellular component (GO): vacuolar membrane
Source: RefSeq, a predicted model, not a curated record
GAGCAACGAGGUGACCCGGUCGCCAGCAGAUAACCCAGUCAUCUGAGCGGCUGGCAGUCCCUUACUCUGAGUCAUGCCCGCACCGUGACGAGUUCUGCCUGGAUCCCGGAAACACAGCCUCGUCUUCUGGGAGGCAAUGGAAGCCCCUCGGCCUCACCUGGACCUUGAGGACCGCGGGGUCCUGACCCCGUAGACGGGCUAGCCGGCGACUGCAGGCGGGGCGUGGGCCGGCGGCGUGGUGACGUCACGGCGCGUCGCGUGCGCCCCGCCCCCGCUCGGCCGGUCGCCAGGGGACGCUCGCGGGCCGGGUCCCCUUGGCAACCCUCCGCUCCUCCCCUCCGCCCCUUUAACCUUUAGGCUGCGCGGUUCCGGGUCCCUCUCCGUCCCCGUCCCUCCCCUCCCCUCCCCUCCGGGGCUGCGGAGACCGGAAGCGAAGAUGGCGGCGGCGGCGGCCGAGCUGGUGAUCGGCUGGUGCAUCUUCGGCCUCUUGCUCCUGGCUAUUUUGGCAUUUUGCUGGAUAUAUGUUCGUAAAUACCAGAGUCAGCGGGAAAGCGAAGUUGUCUCCACCGUAACAGCCAUUUUCUCCCUGGCAGUUGCACUUAUCACGUCAGCACUUCUGCCAGUGGAUAUAUUUCUGGUUUCUUACAUGAAAAAUCAAAAUGGUACAUUUAAGGACUGGGCUAAUACCAAUGUCAGUGUACAGAUUGAGGCCACUGUUAUGUAUGGCUACUACACUUUGUAUUCUGUUAUCCUCUUCUGUGUGUUCUUCUGGAUCCCCUUUGUCUACUUCUAUUACGAAGAGAAGGACGAUGAUGACACCAGUAAAUGCACUCAAAUUAAAACGGCGCUCAAGUACACUUUGGGAUUUGUUGUGAUCUGCGCACUUCUUCUUCUUGUUGGUGCUUUUGUGCCACUGAAUCUCCCCAGUAACAAAAAUUCUACAGAGUGGGAAAAGGUGAAGUUCCUGUUUGAAGAACUGGGAAGUAGUCAUGGUAUAGCUGCACUGUCGUUUUCCAUUAGUUCUCUGACCUUGAUUGGAAUGCUGGCAGCCAUAACAUACACAGCAUAUGGCAUGUCAGCAUUACCUUUAAACCUGAUUAAAGGCACUAGAAAUGCUACUUAUGAACGCCUGGAAAACACUGAAGACAUUGAAGAAGUGGAGCAGCACAUUCAAACGAUUCGGUCAAAAAGUAAAGAUGGUCGACCUUUGCCAGCGAGGGAUAGACGUGCCUUAAAGCAAUGUGAAGAAAGAUUAAGAACACUUAGGAAAAGAGAGCGGCACUUAGAAUUCAUUGAAAACAGCUGGUGGACGAAAUUUUGUGGUGCCCUGCGCCCCCUAAAGAUCAUGUGGGGAAUAUUUUUCAUCUUAGUUGCAUUGCUGUUCGUAAUUUCUCUCUUCUUAUCAAAUUUAGAUAAAGCUCUUCAUUCAGCGGGAAUAGAUUCGGGUUUCAUCAUCUUUGGAACUAACCUGAGCAAUCCAUUGAACAUGCUUUUGCCUUUGUUACAAACAGUGUUUCCUCUUGAUUAUAUUCUUAUAACAAUUAUUAUUAUGUACUUUAUUUUUACCUCGAUGGCAGGAAUUCGAAAUAUUGGCAUAUGGUUCUUUUGGAUUAGAUUGUAUAAAAUAAGAAGAGGACGAACCAGACCUCAGGCACUCUUAUUUCUCUGCAUGAUACUUCUGCUAAUUGUCCUUCAUACCAGCUACAUGAUAUACAGUCUUGCUCCUCAGUACGUUAUGUAUGGAAGCCAGAAUUAUUUAGUAGAGAGCAAUAUCACUUCGGAUGCCCAUAAAGGCAACUCAACCCUUUCUGUGCCAAAAAGGUGUGAUGCAGAUGCGCCUGAAGAUCAAUGCACUGUUACCCGAACGUACUUAUUCCUCCACAAGUUCUGGUUCUUCAGUGCUGCGUAUUAUUUCGGCAACUGGGCCUUUCUUGUGGUGUUCUUGAUUGGAUUAAUUGUGUCCUGCUGUAAAGGGAAGAAGUCAGUCAUCGAAGGAGUGGACGAAGAUUCAGAUAUAAGUGAUGAUGAGCCCUGUGCCUACUCUGUGUGAACAGCUUCAGUCCCAAGCGCUCUGUGAAGCUGGCUGAAUAUCUGUUGUUCAUUUCCAAAAUUUUAAAGUAACAGUAGUAUGAACUGUCUUAGCUUUCAUCAAAAAUGAGAGCAUGGCCAUUAAAAAGAACUAUAUUUUUUAUGUUUUCUGAAGUAACAUUAUUGUAUCAUAGAUUAACACUUAAAAUUGCUAUAAUAAUACUGUGUAAAUACAAAAUUUCCAGGUUUGUGGGGGAAUGAUUGUGGACGUUUUCCUUGUUGUAUAAUAGUGUUAAAUUUAUUAAAAUCUUGCAGAAUUUACAUUCCCUUUGUUGCUUUUUAAAAACAUAAGUCACUUGUCUUGUGCCUUAGGGACUCUGGAAUAAUGUGAAACUUUUAAGUAUCUUCCUUUGAUUGGCUAAACAGUUGCAGUAUUGCUUGUGGGUAAGUGUAACUCUCAUAGGUAACUAGUUUUCAGUUUUGUCCAUAAAAUCAUUACUCUAACUCAAGUAGAGUUCAUGACAAAUUGUUAAACUGCUUAAGACCAUGGUAUUCUAAGAUGUGUUCCAAGUUUCAUUGUUCAUAUAUUAACCCUUGAGUGUGUUGCUACCUCUGCAAGAAUGUUUAAGGCACUUAUAUUGGUGUACAUACUUGUUUUGUAGAAGACUUUGAAAUUUGUAUUAUCACAAAUGGAAAUAUCAAGAAUAAUGGAUGUUGAGAAUUGAGUUUACUGAUCAUUAUAAGAUAUAUGACAUCCUACUCAGCUAUUUUUUCAUUUCAAGUUUGGAAACCUGUAAAAGAAAAUGAAAGAUAUGUGAUAUAAUAGUAUUCUCAAUGUGUUCUUAUUGGUCAAAAUCUAAUUUGCUAAUGUCAACUAGAACUCAUUAAAAAAAUCUUUACAAUUA